AUGGAGAUCUUUAGUACAACUACCCUGUUAAUAAUUGUCUGUUUGAUUUUCCUGAUCUUAAGUAUCACACGUGCCAGGAAGCAUCAGAACAAAGAUAGGCUACCACCGGGACCCACCCCAUUGCCCUUUAUUGGGAACAUUUUGCAACUAAACGGAAAAGAGGUCUUCAAGUCACUCAAUAAGCUGAGUGAAAAGUAUGGCCCAGUAUAUACAAUUCAUAUGGGCAUGGAAAAAGUUGUAGUGCUCUGCAGUUAUGAUGCCGUCAAGGAGGCCCUCAUUGAUAACGCGGAUGAUUUUGGUGCUCGGGGACACAUGCCUCUACUGGACAGGAUAAGCUCAGGAGGACAUGGAGUGGUAGCCAGUAACGGGGAACGAUGGAAACAGCUACGCCGAUUUUCUCUGAUGACCCUUAGGAAUUUCGGAAUGGGUAAAAAAAGCAUUGAAGAGAGAAUCCAAGAAGAAGCCCAUUUCCUUACGGAAGAGUUCAGGAAAACCAACAGUCAGCCUGUGGAUCCAACUUUCUAUUUUUCCAAGGCAGUUUCAAAUGUCAUCUGCUCAGUGGUGUUUGGAAACCGGUUUGAGUAUGAAGACAAAUGUUUUCUCCAGCUUUUGGCCUUUUUCAAUGAAAUUUUCAGAGGUUUCAGCUCUGUUUGGGGACAGAUGUACAACGUGUUUCCUAAAGUAGUGGGAAAGAUACCUGGACCUCAUCAGAAAAUGUUUAAAGCUAUCGAUGGCAUUCUGGCAUUUAUUGCAGAAAGGGUGAAAAUACAUAGAGAGACCCUAGAUCCAAGUUCUCCUAGAGACUUCAUUGAUUGCUUUCUCUUAAAGAUGGAGCAGGAAAAAGAUGUACCACACACUGAAUUUCACAAGGAGGGUAUUUUGAAUACAACAUUUGAUUUGUUUGGUGCUGGUACAGAAACCGUCAGUACAACGUUGCGUUAUGGACUGCUGAUCCUGCUUAAACACGCAGAUGUUGAAGAAUGCAUCCAUAAAGAGAUAGACAACGUCAUUGGCCGGAACCGGGCUCCUUGUAUUGAAGAUCGGUCACGCAUGCCAUAUUUGGAGGCUGUGAUCCAUGAGAUUCAGAGAUUCAUUGACCUCAUACCAAUGGGAAUCCCACACAAAGUAACUCGUGACGUGCACUUCCGGGGCUUCAUCAUUCCAAAGGAUACCACUGUGUAUACCAUGCUCAGCUCUGUUCUCCGUGACCCCAAGCAGUUUAAAUACCCCAAUGAAUUUAAUCCAGGACAUUUCUUGGAUGAAAAUGGGAAAUUCCGUCGGAAUGAGGGAUACAUGCCUUUCUCUUCAGGAAAACGGAUCUGCCUGGGCGAAGGUCUUGCGAAAAUGGAGCUCUUCUUGUUUUUCUCGACCAUUUUACAAAACUUUACCUUGAGAUCUCCGGUGGACCCAAAAGACUUAGACCUGACACCAUUGAUGAGUGGAUUUGGGAACAUCCCGCGUCCCUAUGAACUGUGCUUUAUCCCACGCUAA
Nanorana parkeri is the source of this 1491-nucleotide messenger RNA. Its product is annotated as cytochrome P450 2G1-like. Gene Ontology annotation, biological process: xenobiotic metabolic process. Bases 1 to 1491 code for a protein of 496 amino acids. The transcript is spliced from 9 exons. Gene Ontology annotation, cellular component: cytoplasm; intracellular membrane-bounded organelle. Gene Ontology annotation, molecular function: heme binding; oxidoreductase activity, acting on paired donors, with incorporation or reduction of molecular oxygen, reduced flavin or flavoprotein as one donor, and incorporation of one atom of oxygen; iron ion binding. Lineage: Eukaryota; Metazoa; Chordata; Amphibia; Anura; Dicroglossidae. The record is from RefSeq and is a predicted model, not a curated record.